This is a messenger RNA of Anopheles coustani, 7841 nucleotides long. RefSeq names its product hemicentin-2-like. Bases 1627 to 5406 code for a protein of 1259 amino acids. Gene Ontology annotation, molecular function: cell adhesion molecule binding. Gene Ontology annotation, cellular component: cell-cell junction. Lineage: Eukaryota; Metazoa; Arthropoda; Insecta; Diptera; Culicidae. The record is from RefSeq and is a predicted model, not a curated record. The transcript has 9 exons. Gene Ontology annotation, biological process: cell-cell adhesion.
ACGACGUCGCUGUGUCGCUGCGCUGCAUAACGCAGGAUUGCCAACCGCUCGGUUCGAGGCCAGAAGAACGAAGCAGAAAGCCAGGAAGGUGGUGUGCACGGUGUGUAUGUGACUCCGCGUCCAUCGCAGGAUCGUAGGGGGGCAUUGACGUCAUCUGUGCAUCCGAUUCCUGCGAUUGUUCGAAACCGUUUCGAAACAGAAAUCGUCCAUCGUUGCCUUUAUCGUAAGCAAAUUGCGUUAUCCGCAAUACUACGGAAGGAAGUGUCCAGGCCAACUCCAGCAGAGAGUGAUCGUGUGUUUGCAAACCGGCAGUGCCGCGGAUCGCCGGAGAGUGAAACAAUUUUGAUUACUUUCCGGGUUACUGGAGCAGUGAAAACAACGGCCGAAGAAAGCAACGGUGGAGGUGUUGUGGCUCAGGAAAAGCGGCCCCGGGAGAAGAAAAAAUCGCAAUCAGCACGGAUCCGGCACGAGCUCGCCCGCAAAUCGGUUGUACCGGUUUCGGCAAUGUUUCGUUGUGUAUGCUAAUUGAAAGGAGCACUAGUGCUUUAAUGAUGUGCACCGGUAAUUAAUCAGCUCAGUCGGGGGAAGAAAAAGAAGGAAAAGAAACAUACACAACACACAAAACACAGUUUUCGAUAACGCAACCCGGCGGGCGCCUGGCGCUGAAAAACGUAAGUGAUCGUGAAGAGAACGAGCAGGGGUUCGGUCGGUGUGAGGUGUGGUUGUGUUUUCAACAUUUUCCUGGAAGCCCAAACAAGGGAAGGCAUGAAUUAAUGCGGCACCGGUGUGGUAUGAAUGAAGUAGAAGUGUGUGCCAAACGGAUCGUAUCAAAACGGGCCCCAACGGAGUGAAGAAGAAGAAAUUAAAGAUGGCUCCCGUAAGGUGGUAAAAUAUUAAAACGACCAGUGGUGCACGUGGUGGCGCCAACGAAAAGAGAAAAGGGAUUGAUCGAAGCUGCUAGUGUCAGUGUUGGCGGAAGCAGGAGGAAGAGGUGGAGAAGAAGCGGGAGCUAGUGAAACCGAGUAGUAAAGGAAAAAAAGAAAAACGAAAUAAUUUGUGACCUCCGGUGAUGAGGCGCUUGGAAGUGGUGAUGAUCGGUCGCUUUGUUUGAUCGCUAUAAACAAAACCGUAAUCGAAAAGAAGGCAAAAGAAGGCCGAAGUGUGAAUCAAACCGCACUUCGAACGGUUUGACGGGAUGCUGUUUGUUUGUUUGUCCAAUUGAAAAGUAAAAUCCCAUCUCGCAGCGCUCCGAUCAGCGACGUAACCGCGAUCGACAAGUGCGAUCAAGUGGUGGAUCGGCGGGUGAAUGUUAAGUGGUUGUGCAUUGAAGGGCUUCAAUUACUUCUUUCAACUGUCGGUGGAAAAGUCCAUGUGUGUGUGUGAGGUGAUUGCGCAAUUGAUCAUUACCAAACGUUGACACUAAUGAUCGCAUUUGCGAAGAUGUCACUGCGCUGUCACUAAACGUAAACGAAUCUCGAACAAGGUGCCUAGGUGAUUGUUGGUGAUUGGAUUCCCGAUUCGUGAUCAAACAGCGAUCCCUACUCCCUAUUAGAACAGACUAUUAAUCGGCGCGACUCGAACGGGUUGACAUCCAGCAAGUCGACGAACGGAUAAACAUCAUACAAAAUGGAUUUCCAGCACGCCAAACGAACGAUGCAUACCUGUCGAAUGCUUACCGCACUGCUGCUCCUGAUGAUCGGCCUGACGGUGGCGAACAAAACGAUGGACACGCGGGAGGGCGAAGAGGUGACGCUCAAGUGUCGCUUCAACGAGCACUACUCCGACCGGGAGUACUCGUACUACUGGGCCCAGCAGUCGCCGAACAAGUACGACAACGUGGCGAUCAAGGGCGACACCUUCAAUCCGAACUACAAGAUUGACUACCGUCCGAAUCAGGGCAUCUACGAUCUGCAGAUCUUCAACGUGUCGUACGUCCGAGAUAACGGGCGCUUCGAGUGCCGCAUCAAGCAGAUCGGCAGUGACAACGCGAUCUACGAGGACUACUACAACUUGACGGUGCUGACCCCGCCCCAGCCGCCGCUAAUCUUCCCCGGCAGCGAGACGACCGCCACCGAGGACAAGAAGCAGGAGCUGACCUGCAGCAGCGUGGGUGGCUCGCCGGAUCCGACCAUUUCUUGGUACCGCGAGGGAAGCACGACACCGCUGGCGGCCAACCUGAUCUACGGCGGAUCGCGUGACAUGCAGACGACCAGCACGCUGACCAUUAUCCCACGCCGGGAGGAUGACGGCGCGAAGUUUACGUGCGUCGUGUGGAACCGGGCGAUGCCGGAAGGUCAGCGGCUGGAGACGGUUACGACACUGUCCGUGAACUAUUAUCCGCGUGUCGAAAUUGGGCCGGAGAACCCGCUGAGCGUGGAACGAGACCAGACGGCAAAGCUGGAGUGCAACAUCGACGCGAAGCCGAAGCCGGAGCAGGUGAAGUGGACGCGCAACGGGCGCUUCAUUUCGUCGCACCCGACGCACACGAUCCACCGGGUGUCGCUGCAGGACGCCGGCCGCUACACCUGCUCCGCCGACAACGGGCUGGGCAAGGUGGGCGAGGAGGAGAUCACGCUGAACGUGCUCUACCCGCCGAUCGUGCAGAUCGAGGCGAAGGCGAAGACGGCCGAGGAGAAGGAAACGGUGCAGAUCAAGUGCAACGUGACGGCCAACCCGCCGCCCGUGACGAUCGAGUGGCUGAAGGAGGGCGACAUCGACUUCCGGCGCACCGGCGACACGCUGGUGCUGCGCGACGUGCGUGCGGAGGACGCGGGCACGUACGUGUGCCGGGGCAUCAACAUGAUGAAGCCGUACGGUGGCAAGACGCUGGAGCGCGAGGGCAACGCGUCGGUGGCGCUGCUUGUCCGUCAUCGGCCGGGUCAGGCCGUCAUCACGCCGGAGAAACCGGUCGUGCAUGUGGGAAACAGCGCGAACUUGAAUUGUAAGGCGGAUCCGCCGGGCUAUCCGGACCCGCAGUACCGCUGGUACCGGGAGAUGGGCGGCGAGAUGUCGACGACGGUGAUUGCCCAGGGCGCACAGUAUCUAAUUCCGAAGGCGGGCCUGUCGAGCGAAGGCAAGUACUUCUGUCACGCGAGCAACGAGCUGGGCAACGGUGGGAUGGCGAGCGCGACGCUGGAGAUCCACCAGCCGCCCCAGUUUCUGGCCAAGCUGCAGUCGAACAUGAUCAAGAAGGCGGGCGAGGUGGAUUUCUUCGUGACGUGCGGUGCGAAGGGUAAGCCGGAGCCGUCGAUCACCUGGCUGAAGGAUGACGUGGAGAUUACGCCCGAGCUGCGUCGGUACGAGGUGAAGACAAACCGGGAGAAGGGAGCCAACGGUAUGGUGACGGUUCACAGCACGCUCAUGUUCACCGGCAAGGCGCGCCCGAAGGAGAACGAGCUCAUCUCGACCGAUCGUGGCCAGUACACGUGCCUGUACGAGAACGCGGUCAACAAGGCGAACUCGACGAUGCACCUGAAGAUCGAGCACGCACCGAUCGUGCUGCACCAGUACAACAAGGUGGCGAACGACAUCAAGGAGACGGCGGAGGUCCUGUGCAAGGUGCAGUCCUACCCGAAGCCGGAGUUCAUGUGGCAGUUCGGCACGAGCCUGCUGAACACCGGUGGCCACUACGAGAUCGUCACCACCUCGGACGGCAACGAUGUGUACACGAGCAUCCUGAAGAUCAGCAACGUGCGCCACCAGGACUACGGCGAGUACCACUGCCGGGUAUCGAAUACGCUCAACAACAUCCAGGUGCCGAUCCGGCUGCAACCGAAGGGACCGCCGGAGAAGCCGACGAAGCUGAAGCCGGUGGAGCUGGGUUCGAACUUUGUGACGCUUGCGUGGAACCCGGGCUUCGACGGUGGGCUGGCAAACACCAAGUACUUUGUGUCGUACCGCAAGAUAGUGAUCCCCAGCGAGAGCCUCAUGACGGAGGAGUGCGCCGCUGUGGCCGCUAGCGGUGCCGAGUGGAUGGAGUACGACUGCCAGCGGGAAAUGCCGUGUACGAUCAGUCCGCUCGAUCACCACCAGAGCUACGUGUUCAAGGUGAAAGCACUCAACACCAAGGGUGUGUCGGAGUACUCGAACGAAAUUACGCCCACGACCAAGGUGGAAAAGAUCCCUAGCCCACUGAUGGCCAACUUCGAUCCGGAGACGAAAAUCCUCGGCCUGAACAUUGGUGCCACCUGCCUGUCGAUGGUGGCGAUCGUGGAGUCGGUGAUGUACGGCGACACACCGAUGGCCGCCUGGCACAUCAUCGAGAAGGUGGACCUGCAGGUGAACGGACACGAUCCGACAUACCGCGAGCACGAGAUCAAGCACUUCGUAGCGAACCGACGCAACAACGGACGUUCGCUUGGCAAUAGCCUCGAUGAGAUACCGCUGCCGAUCGAAGACGAGCUGAACCCGCGAGUACGUGUGAAACUCUGCCUCAAGAACAACCACGAAUACUGUGGAGACUAUCUGGAAGCUGACAUUGGACAAUCUCUUAUUCAGGAAGCGUCGUUUGUUGCGCUGCCAACACUGAUAGCAAUUGUCGUGUCGUGCAUCGUGGCGGCUCUGUUCGCCGUGCUGCUAGUGAUGUUCUGCCGCUGCAAACGGAAUCAGAUGAAGGAAUCGGGCAAAUCCAAGGAGUACGACAUCGAUUCAAUCCACCCCUCGAUUGUGGCUCAACAAAACCAGGCACCACCUCCUUACUACUCGGCGAGCAGCUUGGAAAAUAAGGCCCUAGAGCACUCGAUGGAUUUGGCCAUGGAUCAGAAUACGGCACUGUACGCGACGCAGCAGACUUACGGUUACCAUCAGCAGAACGCCAUGAUUCCGCAGGUGCCUCAGAAUGAUUGGUCAAACAUGGGCUACGUGGAGAACUCGUACUCCAAUUCGAACAACGGCGGUAGCGUCAACUCGCAGGACUCCAUCUGGCAGCUGAAAAUGUCGGCCGCCGCCUCGAACUCGGCCAACAUGAUCCCGCAGCACAACUACAUGGAGCAGCAGAUGCAGCAAAACUACGGCUACGAUCCGAUGACGCACGGAGGAUAUGGUGCUGUUGACGACUACGCCCCCUACCCGCACCUGAUGACCACGGCGAGCCAGCACGGUGGUGACGACUACCAUCACAACAUGCGUAACAGCCAGAAUCCGUCGCGCCAGGACUACUGCAGUGACCCGUACGCGUCCGUCCACAAGCCGAAGAAACGCAUGGACCAGCAUAUGGACUUUGUUGCCGAAUCGCCAUACCACGAUGUGAGCGGGCUGCCGGAUCCCUACAUGGAGCAGGAGGAACCAAAGUCCCCGGUGCAGAACCAGCAUCUAUCGAUGAGCUACGAUGAUGCGCUAGCCAUGGAGAGCGGUUACUCCACGCCAAACUCCCGUAAUCGUCGUGUCAUUCACGAGAUUGUGGUGUAGUCGGUUUGACGCCACAACGAACCCCUAACACUGGAUGGGGAUGGACAACAAAUAAAAACAACACACUCACUCAAACGAAUCAAACGAGAGCUACAACGACAAUCAUUCGAAUCAUAGGGAAUGCUUCCCACAGCUAGGCAGUUAAAUACGGAACCGAAUCGAAGCAAUUUGGGGGACAAUCUCAGCACAACCGGUGGAACACAAGCAGACAAUAAGGAGUGACACGAAACCCGGAACACUACAACAUCAUUUUCCAGCUCGCGUCGGAAAGAAGUUCUACUUAUUCUAGCUCCGUUUAUUUUUUAAAUUAUUGGUUUUAAUCGAAACUUCGAAUCGUCGACGGAUCAUUCAGUGAAGCGGUGGCCAACGAGAACAAGGAAGGAGUUGAUAAUGCUGAUCUCAAAAAGCAACUCCUCGGAAUAAUGGACACCAACCACAACUUACUCAUUGGAUGACGUGUACGACUUAAAACUGUGAUUGUAAAUAUAGCUUAGUAUAACGCGUAGAGAAAUGGUUUUUUAUAGUAGGGCUGAGCACACAUUCAGCAUGCGCUUCGCCGUACCGUAUGGUUUUAAAACUUCAAGUUGUACACACGCCGGUUACGUUAACAGUAGGAUUCUAUCCUGUCAAUAAAAUUGAAAAAUCUGACAGAGGCAUAGACAACAUCCUGCACGGAAGCUGGUGCCAAUCGGAACUAAACGUAUUAAUGAUUAACUAGAAAUUAAAGCAAAACAAUUGCGACAGCUACGAAUCGUGACCUCCCGCGCACCCCAUGACGGUCCAAGCACGGGCGCCACCGAACCGAACGAGGAGCAAGAACCGAAUGUGCCAUUAGCUUGUAGUAGGUAACCCUGCCAAAAGUUCUGCUCCUCCCCCAGCACACGCGCUCCGAUGCCGGGUGCGAUCGUGCUUGCCAUGUGCCCAUCGCAGCUUCUCACGCGGGGAUCGCUGUGGAUCUGUGUGGCUGGCGGUGCCAUUUGUUAGGAUCGUGUUCGUGCCAAGUCUUCCGUGAGCAGUUCUAGGGUCCAGAAGUAGAGGAACAUUCCAUACGCGCGUGAGCUUGGGUUUUCGAUGAUCAACCUCCAAUUUAAGUUUUUGAGCUGCUGCCACUCGAGCUGUAGCCCCUAAUUUCAAUUCAUUCCGUGUCCCAUUUGAUGGCGCUUCGUUUUAUCUGAGUCCUUGUCGGCUAAAUUAGACUUUAGACGGCCGCGACGAAGCGGUCUCGUGGAAGAAAGCAAGUUAAAUCUUAAAGUAUGUAUAAUUCUCGGCGCUGUACAUAAACGAGAAGCGAUAGAGUAAACUGAAGCAAUCAAUCGAGUCGGUUCGGUUUAAAAGCGGUAGCGAAGUAAGAAUAGUUUGUAGGAGAAGAAAUUGUGCAUAAAAUAUAAAUUCGCACUCCAUUAAAAUGUUGAAUACCGUAGUGACCGUUUAGUGAGGUUAUUUGUGCGGGGAACUGAAUUCUGCGUCCCGUUAUUAAUUACCUCUCACGGUCCGGCAUAAAAGGCGACACAGGAGUUGCAAAAUACGUACACAAAUGCAAAAGUAGUUAGUCAAAAGAAGCACGCGACAACGCGGACCGGAUUAAGUUUCUUAAUUUUAUCCAGCUUUGACUCGAAUGAAUUGCUUUGGCAAAUGCUUUUGUUGCGCUCGGAAGGGAAAAGUAAGUUGCAGCGGAUUAUGGUUCGCAUUCGCGAAACGUGUGCUAUGGUGACGCUGGUGAGCCUGAAAGAGCAACGCGGGGAGAAAAGGGAAAACGUCGACAGAAGAUCGUCUUUCCCCACGCACAACGAGCGGCUAUGAAUGGAUGGUAUGAUGGAGCUCGUUUGUAUUCGAGUAGGAAAAAGCAGUGCGAAAGUGAGUCAACAUUGUGCGCAUGUAGAAGACAGGAUCUGAAACGGCACGGCGAGUAAGACUGAGGAUAAAUAUGCUUUUCCCCACUUCUGCUUUGCCUUUUUUUUGCUCCCGUCGCUGCAACAGUUUGACGUUUACAAGUUUGACUGCUGCUGAAGCGCUACGACAUUAGUGUUAAGUGAUGGAGAAACUUGUUUUCAAGUCGCGAAAAGAAACCGAAUUAGAGAGGUGUCGAGCAGCAAAACUGGACGGACGACCGAGAGUGUUUGGUGCCGGACAAAUAGUCGGAGCGUGGCUCGUAACGAAAAGAGAAAAAAUCAGGAUAGAAAAGAAACACUCCGUCGUUUGGUCCAGUUUCGUUCUCCGCGGCAGUUGGAGGUAUUUUGCAUACUUUUUCCGUCCACCGUCCAAUUGAAAUAGCUGUAAAUAUUGACUGAGAAAAGAAGUAGUAUUUACGCGAUUAAGGAACUUUUCGAUUAUUUUUUUUAACAGUAAGCCCGUGAAGCAAUUCUUAGGAGUUUUGUUAAUGGUUAGCUAGCGAUAAGGUUCUUUUGCUCGUCGAAAAUAAAUAUUUUAUUGCCUAU